Racocetra persica is the source of this 201-nucleotide messenger RNA. The record is from the annotation of a GenBank genome assembly. NCBI's taxonomy places the organism in Eukaryota, Fungi, Glomeromycota, Glomeromycetes, Diversisporales, Gigasporaceae.
UUGAACUAUUUUGGUAUUGUGAUAAUUAAUCUUCUUGAGCAGAAUAUCGGCUCUGAAGCCAUUAUAACUUCAAUGGCUUGUUGGUUAAUUUGUAAUACUUUUUUUUCAAAUAAGUUUUUUUGGACUACAAAACUACUGGCAGUAAAUAACCUUCUUGAGCAGGAAGCUGCUACAGCUUCAACGGCUCGUUGGUUAACUUAA